Molecule: messenger RNA, 3531 nt
Organism: Trypanosoma theileri
Lineage: Eukaryota; Euglenozoa; Kinetoplastea; Trypanosomatida; Trypanosomatidae
Product: putative dispersed gene family protein 1 (DGF-1)
Exons: 1
Coding region: 1-3531 (1176 amino acids)
Biological process (GO): regulation of autophagy
Cellular component (GO): lysosomal membrane; Mon1-Ccz1 complex; late endosome membrane
Source: RefSeq, a predicted model, not a curated record
AUGACAGAUGUCUCCACUGUCCCACCAUUUGUAGUUUUUCAAAAGCCUCUCUUUCAAUUUAACACUUGCAAUACUAAUAAUAAUACUACUACUACUAAUAAUAAUAAUAAUAGUAAUAAUAAUACUGAUAAUAACAACAACUAUAGCUGUAAUACUGAUGGGAGUAAAUCCCCAGUAAAAGUAUCCCGCGUCUACUUUGAUGAGGUCGCAAACGAUGUUGUGAUCUUUAGUAAUACCUCACGGGAGGUGUGUUUUUACCACGUGCAGCUCUCCAGCGAAUCUCGAGAACUUCACACCACAACACCCAUCACAUUGCCUGCACACAAGAAAGUAAACAGACAGACUAGUAGUAGUAGUACUACUAAUAAUAAUACUACUAAUACUAAUACUUCUUCAUUAGACGAUGAAUGCCAUCCACAAACAGAAGAAGAAAAAGAAGAAAAAGAAAAAGAAUGGCUUCGGAAUCAUGCGGAGUUAUCAGGUGAUGCCAUUGCCUUAACAGUGAGGGGCGGACAAAGUGAAAGGGAAACUUCAACAAUUCGCCACGCCAAACGGUGUCCAAGACCAUUAUAUGAAGAAAGCGAUAAUCCCCAUCUGCACAAGAAGAAUCCCAAUCGUGCUUAUCUUGUAGCGCUUAGUUUAGACACACGUACCGUUUUCUUCUUUUUGUGUCAUCAUAAGAUGUUAACAGUUCCAAUCUCAGCAGUGGCGGUAUUUCAAUGCGCACCGAAGAGUUUGCGAUUCCGCGAGGACUUUUAUCCCAUUCGUGCCUUUUAUUGGGCAGAGGAGUUGCGUGGAGUAGACGUGUAUAGACAGUCCACUGCAGAGGAGAAGAAAAAUAAAGAAAAGAAGAAGGAAGAAGAAGAAGGAAAUAACCGAAUCUCAUCCAAUUCUACAAGAUAUAUAUCCAAUACCACAAGUUCACGUCGUAUUUUUCUUUCUAUUACGUCUAUUAGUAUUGAUAUUGUGGGUAUAGAUGAGAUGAGACUUUCCAAUGUAUUUAGUCGUAAUGUUAUUGAGGGCGGUGGGGAUCCAUGUGUACUUCUUCGUCGCUAUCCAACUCACACGGAUUAUUGGCACUACAGCCCAGCCGCUCGUACACUGUUGUCUAUUAAUAAACUGAAACCAAAUAUAGUGAAGACAUUUCAAAUCACAGAUGAAGGCCUUCAUACAUUAUCCACACUGCAGUUAGAGGAGGAAAGCUAUAUCCAAACAACAGCGUCUGAAGAGGUGGAAAACAACACCGAUGACAAGAAUAGUAAACGCAAUAAUAAUAAUAAUAAUAAUAAUAAUAAUAAUAAUAAUAAUAAUAAUAGUGAUAGUAGUAACCAAAGAUUUCCGAUAUUUUAUUCAGCAGCGUGUAUGGACACUCCUACCGUGCGAUAUCCUGUUGGUUUUCUGGUACUAUACCGCAAUCUCUUUCUCUGCUAUUUAUCCCGCCACGAUGGAAGUCUUGUGCUGUUCCGCUACGUGGGUGGUGAAGGUGGGAGUAGUAGUUCUGGUUGUUGUGGUGGCCAUGGCAAUAAUAAUAAUAAUAAUAAUAAUAAUAAUAAUAAUACUAAUACUAAUUGUAGAAAUGGAAAAUUUGUAAAGUAUGCUAUUCUACGCGCUGAUUUUCCGUUAUCUGUACAAGAGGAACCCAUUGCCUUGCAGGUAAUAGAUAACCUUAUAGUUCUACAUGCCAUCCAACGAGGAGUUUCCAGUGUGUUUGAUAUUCUAUUUACGGAAGAGGCUGAAAGUGCUCUUGCUGGCUAUUCAGCAACACGAAUGCUAACAACCACUGCAACCUCAAAAGGAACAAUAAACACACGAGAGACAACAACAACAACAACAACAAGAUCAUCAUCAUCCAUGUCUUUGAAUGAAAUGCGGUCUGGUGUAGAUGGUUUCUUUAACUCCAAUAGAAAGAAGAGUUCUCCGGUAAAUACUAGUAUACACCAGGAAGAGUUACCGCGAGUCUCAUGGAUUACACGUUUGACCAAUAGUUUAUUAAGUGGUACGAAUAGUAUGAAUACUAUGAUGAAUACACAUACGAAUAGAAAUAACAGAAGUGUAAAUAGUAAUCUAAGCAGAAAUAUAGCUCGAUUCAGUGGUACUAAUAAUGCUAGUGAGGAAAAUGUUGUUCGUGUCUUGGAGCCAUUACUAACGGCUUCUCUCACCCUAUACUCACCACUUCAGAGUUCUGUUUGUAUACCCAUUGAGAAGGAUUCACUUUACACACAUGCCUUUGUAUAUGGGACCCUACCAGUGUUAAUAGAUCAACUGCAAGGAAUUGUUCACCUCGUGGGUGUUAAUCCCUUUGCAAUUGCAGCCACUAUGCCGCAUAAUAAUCAACGUCUCUGGUUUUAUUUGCAGCGUCUCUACUGUGCGGGAAGGGCUGUACAGUCAAUGGUAUAUGCUAUGCUUGUAAGAGAGGAAAACAUGGAUGUUAUUUCUCACGCAUUUGCCAUGAUUAUAUCUCAUCAUACCAUGCAAAUAACGCAGUCUCAACAGAAUAUAAGUGAAAAGGGAAAUAUACCCAGUUGGAUGCGUGAAUCACUUUGUCUUGGUGUUCCUCUUGUUAGUGAGAUAUCGUACCAGAGAGAGAAUGCAUGGAAUCUCUUGGGUUCUACAACUACAUUACGACAAUGGUUGAUAGUAAGGAAUGAAAAAAGAAACUCACUUCAUACGGAAAGUUAUUAUUUAACUCUACAAGAUGUACUCGCCGCAUGUAUGACAUCUACUAAUGAGAUGCAUACUCAUAUGAGUAUGAGUAUUGAUCAAUCCAUAAUACAACGUGAUGUGUUUGAUCCAUUAGUGGAUACAGUAUGUAUACCAUUUCAUAACUGGACGUCUACUGGUAGAGGAGAGAGAAAUGAUCAUGUAGAGUAUGCGGUUUCUGUAGGAAGUUUGAACUUUACACGUUAUCUCUUUUAUGCUCUGAUGGAGUAUGCACGUUGUGUUAUGCAGACGGGUUCCACACUAUUAGAUAGUCUACAACGACUAUUACUACGACUCCUACAAUAUACACAAUGGAAGUGGGGUCCAUUACAACAAGGAUUAUUCCAUUCAGGUAUCAUCAUUGAUCAAGUACCCACCGCUAUGAUAUUACUGCAAAUGGGUGGUGUCUACAGAGAAAUGGGAUUCGGUAUGUUGUUAAGAAUGCACGAGGUGGCGUUGGUGGUGCAGUUGUUGUUAGUAGAGCGACAACCACUAAGCGCUUUAAAGUAUAUAUGCAGUAGAGAACAACAACAACAACGACAACAAAAAGAGCAAAAACGAGAAGAAGAUGAACAACGGGUUGGUGAGAAACUCCUUACGGUACGUUUGAUGGGUGAUAUACUCUGCUGUGCGAUGGAGACGGUGUUGGAUGAAGAAAAAGACUCUCAACAUGACAGUAAUAGGCAAAGAAGAUUGGAGUUUAUUACAGUAUAUGAGAUAUUUAUGGGUUGGUUGUUGCGCCAGCCGCUAUCAGAAGAGUUACUGCCGCCGGAGUUUCUUAACAUAACUGCAAAGUAUAGACAAGUUCUAUCGGAGGGUCAAAAGAACUAG